Sphenostylis stenocarpa is the source of this 528-nucleotide messenger RNA. NCBI's taxonomy places the organism in Eukaryota, Viridiplantae, Streptophyta, Magnoliopsida, Fabales, Fabaceae. The record is from the annotation of a GenBank genome assembly.
AUGAUGGAUUGGGAGAUGAUGGAAGCGGAGGCGGCAGUGGCGUCGUCAUCGUCAUCGCAGCCUCAAAUAUCCAGUGCCGGCCAAAACGACGCUGCUCGAGAUUUGCUCACAUUGGCUCGCCAGCUCAUCACUCAAGGCAAACCUUCCCAGGCCCUCCAAGCUGUUGUUGCAGCAAUGAGGACUAGAGGUGGAGAUGAAGCUGUUUUUCAGUCCUUGCAUCGUGCUCGGGAGGUGUACAGAAGUAGACUGCAAGAGAAUGCUGCUGUUGAUCAGCUGGCUUCAUUGUUUGCCGAGUGUGCUAUUGCCGAAGCACAACCUGCGGUGAUUGAAGCACCUACCAGUAACAUGACCAGCCCAUCAAUUACCCCGGAACCAGAUGCUCAUGGGACUUCCAUACUGGCAGAAAGUGGCAGGAUGCAAGUAGUGUUGGAUGCAGUUUCUGAUGGAAGCAGCUUCAUUUGUUUGAAGUGUGGAGGCCUUGUUAGUAACCAUCGCAAAGAGGAGCACUAUGCAUACUGGUGUUGUUAA